Messenger RNA from Hippoglossus stenolepis (Pacific halibut), 1626 nucleotides. RefSeq names its product fibrous sheath interacting protein 1 (gene fsip1). The coding region runs from base 172 to 1386 and encodes 404 amino acids. The record is from RefSeq and is a predicted model, not a curated record. The transcript has 11 exons. NCBI's taxonomy places the organism in Eukaryota, Metazoa, Chordata, Actinopteri, Pleuronectiformes, Pleuronectidae.
AGCAGCUGAGCCGCCUCCAUUUCCCUCGGUAACUAUAGCAACAGAUGUAGCGACAACAUCCGGUUUACGUUCGUAGUUAAUAAAGGCGAAAAACAGCGGAAAGUUUGUGAUGACAAAUAGAUCAUAUUUAGCAAACGGCUACUUCACAAUUACAAAUACCAAGUUGUCACGAUGGAAACGAUCAGAGGAAGUUUAGAGGACAUUUCCCGACCUGCUUCGAGUGAGCUAACGACCAGCCGUGCGUCCAGAAGAUGUCCCGAUGUCCAGAUCCAGAUGAGCUCUGAGGAGACUGCAACCAGCUCCUCAGCCUGUGGUCCUGACCAAGGUCUGUGUCACUCUGACAUCACGGAUGGAGAUCCAGAAGUUCAGAGAGCUAUGGAGGAAAUGAGACGUCUUGAUGAAAUACUGUCUGUAAAGAUCUGCAGAGAAAAAGAAGUCAAGCGUCAGAGAAAAGAACACCAAGCCAAACUCUGGCAAGAUCUCCAGCAGAAUAAACCCAAAAGUCACUCUGAAUGUGCUCAUGAAGCUUUGAACACAAAGUUGUUUUUAGCCCUGGAAGAAGGGAGUGGGAAAAAGGAAGAAGAACCAAAGGAGGACAACUAUGUGCCUGUCUUUGAAACCCAGGUUCCUGACAGUGACCGUGACAGACAACGUUUGGAGCAAAGUUAUAAGAAGCCAGAGAACUUCACGGACUCAUCGGAGACUGGGGACGAGCAAUGUAAAGACAGCCACUGUGGAGCUUCCAGAGGCAAGAAGAAACAGAGGGACUUUGUCAAGAGAAACAUUGAGCUAGCAGUUGGUGAUGGGGACCAAAUGCUUUUGACCCAGGCUGAGAAACAGCGUCUGGCCGAGCUCCUCCAACUAAUAGACGAAGAGGAAGAGGACGUUGCCAGAGGCGCAGACAGCGAGAAGGGAGAGGCUGGAACUCCACGGAUGGGAAGUAUCCCCGCAGACCUUGCCUGCUUGGAGGACAUGUGGGCGGUGUCAGACCUGACAGGACACGUUUACACCCCAGUGCCCUCUGACCUGGAGCAGCUGAGUGACAUUGACUCCAAAAUCCGCCUUCUCCUCCCUGUUGAAGAAUUUGUCUCGGUGCAAAGUUCCUACACAAACAUCAGCGUGGCCCAGGGCCGCGGUUCAGAGGUUGGCUGGAAGUGCGAUUGGGACCCGCAGCCAGGAGAGAAGGUCCUGCAGGAUAGAAAGGAGAGGAGAGGGCUGGAGAGGCAGCUCCAAGAGAUCCAACAGCAGCUGGAGAUCCUGGGCCACAGCCCAGAGAUGACUAACGAGUCUGCAGACCUCACGGAGGAGGAGCUACUCAGACUGCUGGAGGAAUGUGAGCUGACUGAGUGUUGGAGCCCGCAGCUGGAGACGACUGACACGACAUGAUGAGACCCUUCAGAAGACACACUGACCGCUUCAAUCUGAAGCAUAGACUGUAUGAUCUGAAGCCUUGUUAUCAGAGAGUCCGUCUAAAAUGUUACAUCUUGGCUGGGACGUCGAGAGACACAUGUAACAGCUCUAAGAUUUAUGGAGAUAUAACUAACAUGUCUUAUAGCCAUUUACAUAAAAUGACAAAGAACAAACAUGAUUCACAAUGUGUCAGUAUUAAUAAACUUUUUAUCCUAA